Molecule: messenger RNA, 488 nt
Organism: Thrips palmi
Lineage: Eukaryota; Metazoa; Arthropoda; Insecta; Thysanoptera; Thripidae
Product: E3 ubiquitin-protein ligase RNF166-like
Exons: 4
Coding region: 66-488 (140 amino acids)
Biological process (GO): protein ubiquitination
Molecular function (GO): ubiquitin protein ligase activity
Source: RefSeq, a predicted model, not a curated record
AUACCCUGUUUACGCUUGAAUCCAAGCGUUAACAGUUCUGAUCCGCAAAGAUAUCACCUAUCUAAAUGAUCUGUGUUGUGAGCGUCGUGCUCGUCUCUUCGCAGAUGGAGUGUUCUGUGUGCUUCGAGCAGUUCGACUCGGUGGUCCGCCGGCCGAAGAUGCUCGCCUGCGGCCAUUCGUUCUGCCUGCCGUGCCUGCAGCGACUGACUCCGAAGCGGUGUCCCCUGGACAACAAGCCUUUCCAGACGCCGCCGACGGAAAUGGUGGACAACUUCAGCCUGCUGCAUGCAAGCAACAAUGUGUGGUGCCGGCAGUGCAAGAAGGACGCGACGCUGGCCUGCGUGGACGAGCACCCGGUGUGCAGCCGCAAGAGGGCGCGCGACGAGGAGGCCGUGCCGCUGCUGGAGUCGCUGCAGCGGGCCGGGGCGGCGCUGGGUAAGUUCGCGUCGAGUCAAACUCCAGAGUGGGCGCACGAUUUCGGAGAGUGA